ACCCGGCGGCCUUUUUUGAAGCGGACCCGGAACCAACGUACUCUUGACGCUGGAGGGAGAUUUGAGAAGCGCAUGGAGGACGGCGUUUCUCUCAUUCGUGUAAUGUUGAAAUAAAUCAUUUCUAAUCACAAUGGAGUUAGAGAACGACAUAAAAACGACUUCGAGAGGUUUUCAGUGUGUCUUGUGUAAAGUCAACUUGCCAAACCAACCAAGUGUGGAUCAGCAUGUCAAAGGGCGGAAACACCAGACGUUGAGCAAUGUGCGAACCACCAGGAAAACCCAGGGGGAGCAAAGUGUGUUUGUCAGCGGCAUCAAACCUGAAAUCUCUCAGACAGACCUGGCCGAGUACUUCCAGCAGUUUGGAGCAGUCUCGGACGUCAUCCUGGACAAAGACAGGGGGGUGUUUGCCAUUGUUCAGUUCAGUGAGACGGAGAGUAUUCAGUCAACCUUGUCAUGUGUCGAGCACAGAAUGAAAGGCCUGAAACUGCGUGUUAAGCCCAGAGAGAAGAAGGACUUCAUGUACAUCCCCAAAAAGAAGACCGACUUGGAGAACCUCCAACAAGUUCUAGACCGCCUAAAACCCAAACUCUGUCAGCUUCCUUCUGUGAAUUCUCAGAUGCAGUUUGUUGUGGAACGCUUCCAGCUUGGAGAGAAUGAAAAGAAAGCCCGGGGCUUGCUGGUGCAACUUUUGCAGGAGGUCUUUGUGGAGUUUUUUCCAGACAGUCAAAUUCUUCCAUUCGGCUCAUCUGUCAACACUUUCGGUAUCCAUUCCUGCGACCUGGACCUGUUUCUAGACUUGGAGAACACCAAAGUCUUCCAGGCCCGAGCCAAGCAUACCUUAGAGAAGUCUUCCUCGCUUCAGGCAGCUGAGACCAUGUCAGAUGAUGGCUGCUCUGAGGACUCCAUCCUUUCUGAUAUCGACCUGUCCACAGCGUCUCCCGCCGAGGUAUUGGACCUGGUUGCAACCAUUCUGAGACGCUGCGUGCCCAGCGUGCACAAAGUCCAUGUGGUCAGUAGCGCUCGUCUCCCAGUGGUCAAGUUCCAUCACCGUGAGCUCAACCUGCAGGGAGACAUCACGGUCAACAACAGACUCGCUGUUAGGAACACCCGCUUCCUCCAGCUCUGUUCCGGUGCAGAAGACAGACUGAGGCCUCUAGUGUACACCAUUCGCUAUUGGGCCAAACAGAAACAACUUGCAGGUAACCCCAGCGGCCCUGGUCCACUGCUCAACAACUACGCUUUAACACUUCUCGUCAUCUUCUUCCUUCAAAACUGCGAGCCUCCUGUUCUCCUCACUGUGGACCAGCUCAAAGACUUGGCCUGUGAAGAAGAGGAAUGUGUGAUUGAGGGCUGGAAUUGCACCUUCCCCAGUCAACCCAUUGCUGUGCCACCUAGUGGAAACACACAAGAUCUAUGCACACUCCUGGCGGAUUUUUUCUCCUUCUAUGCCAAGUUUGAUUUUGCAAGCAGUGUCAUAUCUCUAAGGGAGGGGUGUGCACUCCCAAUUACAGACUUCCUCUGCCACCAGGAAAAAAUAGAGGAGGCCAAAGAUGAGCAGAAACCCAUCAAGCCCCAUCAAAGUGGACCAAGACUGGGACCACUUAACGUUUUGGACCCCUUUGAGCUUUCCCACAAUGUAGCAGGCAACCUGAACGAGCGCUCACAGAGAAGCUUCCAGAAGGAGUGCCAGGAGGCUGAGAAGUACUGCCGCAGCCUCCAGUACCUGCGCAAGUCCACAAAGGGAAAGUCGUGGGGGCUUGUGCGCUUGUUCACCCCCCACGGUGCCUCACAAGCCAAACCAGAGGAACUGACCAUCAGCAUUCCUUUCAAAUCGGCUGUGCUCCCAGAAGCCCUCCGCACUCAGCUGCACAAGGCGGGAGAUGGUUUCCGUCUGCUGUGGUUUGAGAAGGUGUGCGCCUCUGUAGAGCGAGUGUUUCAAAGCGCUCUGCGAUGUCACCUCGCUUCCUCCGUGGAUUGCGUCUUUGCAGAGGAUUCAGGAGCCGAAAUGGAGACCAGCACGACCUCCCUCAACACGUCAGUCAGUGACAGCCAGGACAGCGUUGAGUCCGCCGAGAACGCAGCCAAAACUGGCGCCAAGCGGCGACUGUCCUCUUGCAGCGAUGCUUCAGUUUCCCCUCAAGGCAAAAAGCCAAGAAUAUCUAAAAGGGGCAAACGUGAGCCCCCCCAUUGGCUGUGGGUGCAGAAACACGUGGUGUGGGCCGGCAGGAGGAAAGUGAGACGUGAACUCAUCAAGGAGACGGACUCGAGGCCCGAAGGCAGCUGUAUGGAGGUUGAGUCUCAGGUCACGUUGCACAUCAUCGAGAAAGAACCCGAGCUGCAGAACCCGCUGGAGUUCAAGGUUCAGCCCGAGAUGGUGGGAGAGACCGAAAGCACAAAAGCAGUGUUGAGGUUAGAGCCAUGUUGUGACAACGCUGGAGUUUUUCAGGACUUUUUCCAUUUCCUGGAAGCUUUCCUCCCAAAGAUGGUGGAGACACUGCUCGAGAAAGAAGAUGGUGGAGCCUAAAAUAGGCCACCAUUUAAAUUUGAAGAUGUUUUCUUUGUUUUGUGUCCAAUUGACUGUGUGACUAAUCCUUUCGAGCAAGUUGUGGAGGAGCACUAGGCUUUGUACUGACCAGUCAUCAUGGUCAGGAUAUUUUAGUUUGUUGUUGUAAGAUAGCCAACUCUUACUAAACUACUGUUAAAGAGGUAGCUUGAUUUUUCGUAAAUUCAUGUUUAAAAUAAUGCUCCUAAAUGAUGAUGCUUUAAUAGGCAAAAACAUGUGAUGCAGUCACCAAAUUAUUAUUA
Molecule: messenger RNA, 2805 nt
Organism: Nerophis lumbriciformis (worm pipefish)
Lineage: Eukaryota; Metazoa; Chordata; Actinopteri; Syngnathiformes; Syngnathidae
Gene: tut1
Product: terminal uridylyl transferase 1, U6 snRNA-specific
Biological process (GO): RNA 3'-end processing
Cellular component (GO): nuclear speck
Molecular function (GO): RNA binding; zinc ion binding; poly(A) RNA polymerase activity
Source: RefSeq, a predicted model, not a curated record